GUCCAUUCUCGGAGAUCGCUGUUUCCCAAGCAUCCUCUUCGCCGCACUCUUCUGCAUCGCAUCGUAUCGAUGCACACAUUCGCACACGAAGGGAUGCUCCCUCGUAGAGUUUUUCGAAACUGCCUGAUUUCGGCACUUUCGUGGAGACAGGCGCGCGAUCAGAAUGUCGUGUGGCAGGAUUGUAGCUAAUCGUGAUGAGGAGCUUGUGCUGGCUUGUGUUUAUAAAGAAAGUUCGCUGUGAAUUUUUAGUGCAGUCUUUAGCGUCGGUUUAAUCAACAGAGGGCCGUGAGUUACUUGCGAUUUGUUCUGUGAUCAUGAGUGAGAAUGAUAGCCAGGCGCUUUCAUACUUUGGUGUUGUGUUGGUGUCAGUCGUGGGCGUUUCUGUGGAAUGUGGUGAGGGUGAGUAUGGAGAUGAGGUUAGUGCGCUGGUGCCUUGGUUGAGUUAUGCAUAACAUUCCUGUUGGAACGCGGAGAAUUUCCCCUGUACAGUGAAUUGUUCAAGAGAAGAGCGAACAGAUUUGGCCUUGGAGAAAUUGAGCCUCAACCAUGUUUACGCUAUCCCCAAGUCUGAGAGGUGAUCACAUGUAGGAAAAUAUAGAUGUGUAGUGUAUGAAGGUUCUUUUUGAGAUUUCCAGAGUGCGGCGAGAGAGCCUUGAUUCAUGGACUAGGCAGUGGUAAGCCUCAUUCUAGCCAUGGCGGAUAUGUGUGUUACCUGUGGUAUGCCCCCCAAGAACAAGGACGAUACCAUUCCUAUCACUCUUCUGUACUCUAGAGCGAGCAAACAAGUUGUGUGUCUAGAGGUCGGUAAGGAAUUUGUAGAUAUGCUCAUGGGGUUCCUUACCCUGCCUAUUAGUUGCCUGGUGAGGGUGCUGGCAGAGGCCUCCAUGAUUCACAAGCCAGACGAAAUAAAAUCUCCACCGAUUGUUCCUGCUAGCGUCUCGAACAACCUAGCUCCCAUGAAGUCCGAUCCACAUUUUGCAUUGAGCGCAAUCAGCAAUGUAUUUGAAAGCGUGGUGAAAAUGAAGAAUGAUAAGAUGGCCGUAGACAAGAGAACACUGCUGCAGGCUCAGCCGACAUUUCCAUUUGGGGCUGGGAAACUAUUAAAAACGAAGAGCACUCCGACAAAAAGUGAGGAGAUGGUUCAUCCAGACUCCGGAUUCUACAAUUGUGGAGUGGCUUGCAAUUACGCCACGGCGAUAAUCCAAACAACAUGCCCGAAGCACAAACAACCAAUGAUAACCGCAAUCAAAAUGGUUGAGGAAUCACCAGUGGAAUCGACGGUCAAGAAGACCACUGAAGCUGCAGGUUCUGUACAGCGAGCAGUUGGUUACGUGAAGCCCGAGACGAAGUUCAUGGUAACAAACCAACUCGAGAUAUUCGCCAGUUCAUCCAUGAAAGCACUCAUCACUCUCGAAAUGAUACGAUCCGAACGUGUUGGUGAUUUAGACACCAUGGAAAUCUCAGUUGUUUCAGAAGAGGUUUUGAUGCUGCUGAAAGCCUCUUUCUUAUCGACGAAUGUGCUGAACGACGUGUUUGGCAAAUACUGCUCAGACGCGAAGCGCAACACCUUUCUUCCCUGGCUGUGCGGACAAACCUUGCUGCCAAUGCUCGAGAAUGGGAGUCCCACUUAAAGCCUCCGGGAGGUAAGUUUAAAUAUUCAAGUUGUUCACUUUUCCAGAUAUAUUUGGUGUUAACUCUUAUUGGGAGCAUCCAGUCCCUCAGACCUCAGCAGCUACUUACAGAUUUAAUCUUUAGCUUGCAGCUCCUAACAUUUUAUAGCUGUCUCGACCACGGACCAGCUUUCCAACAAGGCUUAAGAGGCACGUCUCUGCGAUGAAUUCUUGCAAACAAUGGUGGCUACGUGGUGAGGGCCAAACCAGCACCUUUAGGCAAGAGACACAGUAGUUCUCAAAAGACUUGCUUCACUAACGACUCUGUCGACUCCACACGGGAGCAGAGAUGUGUCCACAUUGUUCCCCAUUACACAUUCAACGUGAUAACCUUCGAGCUCUGAGAUACGCAUUUGUUAAUCAGAUGGCUGUUAAUUACCACCACGUUCGUGUAAUGCCGUCAGAAGGAAGCUUGUACAAGAACUGAAUAUUACGUUUCGAACAAAGUUAUUGAAUUAUCGCUUCCGUGAAUCAAAGGACCAGUGUUCAGGUGAUUAAAAUUGAGUCGAACCUCUCAAUGUUAAAAGUGCAGCUGAUUUUUUGAAACUCCUUGGCAUAUUGGGACUAAUGCCACACAGUCCACAGUGGAGCAGCACUUCAAUCCAUAACACUGAGACCAAAGGAGUUUCAAUUGUCAAACUAUUUCUGAUCUUUGAAGUCAUAAAUUGUAUCAUUUUUUUUCACAGGAUUUGUUCCAACAACUCA
Molecule: messenger RNA, 2375 nt
Organism: Physcomitrium patens
Lineage: Eukaryota; Viridiplantae; Streptophyta; Bryopsida; Funariales; Funariaceae
Source: RefSeq, a predicted model, not a curated record